CUAUCGCAUUCGUGCUCUGAAUUCACCUCAUCUAGGAACAUGGAUGGAGCAGCAGCUUUGGUUCUGAUGUUGUCAGCAAUGGCAGUGCUGUUGGUUGGUGUGGAGAGCCAGCAGAGGGUGUGUUACUCCGGUCCCCCACCGGAACCUGAUCCUGAUAAUCCGGAUGACUGGAUGAAGCAAGUCAUGCAAGAGAUACGGAAGCGUUGCCCGGGAAGGAGGCAACCCACCCUAGCUGAGUGUUCCAGUCCGCAACCCCUUGGUAUGGAGGACGGGACAAUCCAAGGUGAUCGCAUCACGGCGUCGGGUAGUUACACCUGUUGCCGUGCUUAUUAUGGACGCCUCAACCAUGACAAGGGAUGGACAACCUCAAGUGGCGAAGCCAAUCCCUGGAUCGAGGUGGACCUCGUCCAGAGUACAGUGGUGACUGGGGUCACCACACAAGGCGACGGCAGCGAUUCGUUUGUGACUGCGUACAAGGUGGCGUACAAGAAGCAGCCCUCAUCCGACCGUGAACACGUGAUGGAUGGAAACGGAAACAUCAAGGUGUUCAUCGGUAACACCGAUAUCGACACCCCGGUCACUAACCUGUUUGAUGAGAGUGUGGUCGCCACGGUAGUACGCAUUGAGCCUACUGGAUCGUUUUUUUAUCCCGCUCUGCGAUUGGAGCUGCUUGGAUGUCGUCGUGGUUAA
Molecule: messenger RNA, 690 nt
Organism: Patiria miniata (bat star)
Lineage: Eukaryota; Metazoa; Echinodermata; Asteroidea; Valvatida; Asterinidae
Product: EGF-like repeat and discoidin I-like domain-containing protein 3
Exons: 5
Coding region: 40-690 (216 amino acids)
Source: RefSeq, a predicted model, not a curated record